Molecule: messenger RNA, 987 nt
Organism: Aspergillus fumigatus Af293
Lineage: Eukaryota; Fungi; Ascomycota; Eurotiomycetes; Eurotiales; Aspergillaceae
Source: RefSeq, a predicted model, not a curated record
AUGUCCAUUCUUCUGGAACCACCUGAGUUGGGGUUCAAACGCCCUUUCGAUCGCGAAGUCUGUGAGAUCCUACACUUGAGCAAUACAAAUUCAGAGCCCGUGGUCUUCAAGGUAUUUAGCAAAUGCGCCCCCAGGAAAGUAGCCUACCAUGAUCGCACACUAACAAGCCUGUGUGUGUUAGGUCAAAACAACCGCUCCGAAGCAUUACUGCGUUCGGCCCAACUCAGGACGGAUAGAACCAGGCAAGAAUGUGGAUGUCCAAGGUUGAUCCAUAUCUUGAAGCUAGUGCUCCAGCCUCUGAUGGGAGUGCUGAUCAGUCGAACAGUGUUACUUCAGGCGAUGAAAGAAGAGCCUGCGCCUGAUGCCAAAUGCAAAGACAAGUUCCUGGUUCAGACCGUUGCCGUGACUGGUGACAUGGAGUUCUCUAAUGUUUCUUCGAUUUUCGAAAAAGCCUCCAAAUCCUCCAUUCAGGAGCGCAAGAUCCGUGUGAACUGGCUGCCUGCAGAGUCCUCAAAAGGCGAGCAGGGGAAGGAUCCGAAUGGAAUUAGUGCACCUGAAGAAGAACCACCUUCCUAUACGUCACCUGGCGCGAACUAUCAAACUCCUGCAGUUGGGGCUUCCACCAAAUUUUCCAAUGACACGUCACCUAUCCCACCGCCAGAUUUCAGCGAGAAGCCCAAGCGGGAUGCUUUCGCCCAACAGUCGAAUGAGACUUCAGCAACAUCUGUCAAAUCGAACACAUCGGGUAUCCCAGCUUCAGCUGAUGAGCUGAAGGCUCAACUUUCCGAGGCCAAUGCUCAGAUUCAAAAACUCAAGGAGAAGCUUGCGGACCAGGGAUUGAGACAGAGAAAGAUUGGGGGCGAUAACGAGAAAUCAACGCCUACGAUGCAACAACAGCAGGUCCAGCCCGACGCCGCAGGUGUGCCAUUGCAGAUCGUGGCCGGGCUUUGCUUGCUAAGUUUCUUGAUCGCGUACUUCUUUUUCUAA